Molecule: messenger RNA, 1762 nt
Organism: Triticum dicoccoides
Lineage: Eukaryota; Viridiplantae; Streptophyta; Magnoliopsida; Poales; Poaceae
Product: UDP-glycosyltransferase 75C1-like
Exons: 1
Coding region: 57-1484 (475 amino acids)
Molecular function (GO): quercetin 7-O-glucosyltransferase activity; quercetin 3-O-glucosyltransferase activity
Source: RefSeq, a predicted model, not a curated record
GCCGCAGAUCGAGUACGCCAAUCUACCCGUGGCCGGAGUCAGAGCGAGGGACAAGCAUGUCUCCGCAGCCGCACUUCCUCGUGCUCACGUUCCCGCUCCAGGGCCACAUCGCGCCGGCGCUCCGCCUCGCCCGGCGCCUGCUCGCCACCGCGCCCGACGCGCUCGCCACGUUCUCCACCACCGAAGCAGCGCACCGCCGCAUGUUCCCGGCGGACGCGGACGCGGCCGACGGCGGCGGUGAUGGCGGCCGCCUCGAGCUCCUCCCGUUCUCGGACGGCACCGGGACCGGGUACGUCCGGAGCAGCACCGACCCCGCGGCCUUCACCGACUACAUGGCGUCCUUCCAGGCCGCGGGCGCGCGCAGCGUCGGGGAGCUGGUGGACGCGCUCGCCGCGCGCGGCCGCCCCGUGACCCGCGUCGUGUACACGAUGCUCCUCCCGUGGGCCGCGGACGUGGCGCGCGACAAAGGCCUGCCGUCCGCGCUCUACUGGAUCCAGCCGGCCGCCGUGCUCGCCGUCUACUACCACUACUUCCAUGGCCACGCCGCCGUCGUGGCCGACCACCGCCACGACCCGUCGUUCCUCGUGCGCUUCCCGGGCCUCCCGCCGCAGGCCGUGCGGGACCUCCCGUCCUUCCUCACCGACUCCACCGACCCGUCCGACUUCUUCCACAGCGUGUACACUACCGUCCGCGACCUGUUCGACACGCUCGACAGGGAGACCCCCAGAGCCACCGUGCUGGUCAACACGUGCCAGGAACUCGAGGAGGGCGCGCUCGCCGCGGUGGCAGCGUACGACGCGCUGCCGAUCGGCCCGGUGCUCCCGUCCCGCGACGAGGCCGGCCUCUUCAAGCAGGACGGCGCCAAGUACAUGGAGUGGCUCGACGACAAACCGGCCGACUCCGUGGUGUACGUCGCGUUCGGCAGCCUGGCGAGGAUGGAGAGGGAGCAGCUCGACGAGCUGCUCCUCGGACUCGAGGACACCGGGAGGCCGUACCUGUGCGUCGUCCGGAAGGACAUCAAGGCGGAGCUCGCGGAUGGCGAUGCGACGGAGACGGAGAUGGACGCGCCGCUCAAGAACGGCAUGGUGGUGGAGUGGUGCGACCAAGUGCGCGUGCUGUCGCACGCGGCGGUGGGCUGCUUCGUGACGCACUGCGGGUGGAACUCCGUGAUGGAGAGCGUGGCGUGCGGCGUGCCGAUGGUGUGCGUGCCGAAGAUGUCGGACCAGCGGAUGAACGCGUGGCUCGUCGAGUGCGAGUGGCGCGUGGGAGCGCGCGCGGAGGUGGGCGGCGACGGCGUGCUGCGCGCUGCCGAGGUGAGGCGGCGUGUGGAGGAGGUGAUGCGGGAGGGCGAGGCCGCGGGGGGCGCACGGCGCGCGGCGUCAGAGUGGAAGCGGGCGGUCGUGGAGGCUCUGGGGGAAGGUGGUUCGUCGGAUCGUAAUCUAAGGGCAUUCCUCGAGGGCAACACUAGUGGUGUCUCCUUGUGACACCAGCUUGUAGGAGGAGAAAUGCGAGGCUGGGCACGCGACAGCACCAAGACUAUCGAAGGCGGAGCAAGCUUCAAGAUUCUUAACCCACGUUGCAUUUCUGGGUUGUCUGAUGUAUUGUUAGCUGAACAAUGUAGAAUAGACCAUAGAUCGCCGGAAAUUCGCAGGGGCACGCAUUUGCAUAGCCGUGUCAGCCGCUUGAUUGCCUCACGAUUCGUAAAGUCUUUCAAUUUUGAACAUGGGCACAACAAGUUUUAAGUUAUAGUUUCUGAAGCUAA